Molecule: messenger RNA, 3987 nt
Organism: Saccostrea cuccullata (small rock oyster)
Lineage: Eukaryota; Metazoa; Mollusca; Bivalvia; Ostreida; Ostreidae
Exons: 12
Coding region: 284-3466 (1060 amino acids)
Source: RefSeq, a predicted model, not a curated record
CAAGGUGGAGUUUUAAAUGUUUUAUUGUUUUAUAGCCCAAUUGUUUCAUUCUCAUAAUUUGAUCUACAAAAGUGCCUUAGAUUUCUUGAAAAUAUUAAAAACAGGUGUAUAUAUAUAUAUCUUGGUAGCAACCAUGUCUAUUUAAAAUGCAGACAUAUUUAGAUUAUCUAUGCGCAAGCAAAAUAACGUUUACAAUUAUGAAUUUAAAUGCCGAUGUAGGCCACAAGGAUAUGCAGUGAUCCAGUCAAAAUAUGACUGAAUAGACGUCAACUAACUACUUCCUAUGUGGAAAUGUAGAAUUCUGGGAAUAAUGAAGAGGGUUCUAAUAUUCAUCAUUCUCUUUGUAGACAUGACAAAGUAUGUUCGAACAAAGAACUGCACAAUUUCAACACCAACAGUUCAAUAUGUGAGUGUUUGCCCAACAGAUGAAGAGACUUGGAAAAAAGCUGCAAAAGCAAAGAACUGUGAAAGUCUCGCAAACUUUGCUGUCUCAGAAGGAUGUGUUAACAACCCCUCCGAUUUUGUCUAUCAUUGUGUUAUCAACCAUUGGAGAAAUGCAACACUAGAAGUCUGCGCACCAACGCGAUACAUGCAAUCUUUUUGUGUUGAUUUCGACACUGAACUCGCCAGAAUUACAGAAAAUUAUAAGGCAAAUUGUAGUAUCUUUAAGCCACCCUGUCCACCAAGGUAUAUUUCAACUGAUGCUUUUAAAUAUCAAGGUUGUUACGACAUUGUUAAAUUCAGAACAACCACACAAGUCACCGCAAGUACUUCAGCAGCAACGGUCAUUAAUCCAAGGACGACGAAAACUGAACCUUUCCAAGAGCAAGUAGUAAUUAUCGGUGUUGUCCUUGUGGUUUGUGUUGUUAUCAUUCUUGUCAUCGUCAUUGUGCUAGGUUGCUGGAUAAAAAAACCAAAGAAAGGGAAGAGAAAAUUUGGUGAAGACUCAGAGGAAGAAAGUGAGAAGAAUACAUUCAUAGAAGAUGAUAUAAAUGAUUAUAAAAAUCAAGAUGUUCAAAUCAAGAAUGCCCAUCAAGACGGAGCAGAGGAUAUACCUUUGAUUAAAAGAAUUGAAGAUAUAGAGCUUCUUGACAACACAAGGCUAGAAGAAAUCAAAGCACAAGCAAGAGAACACUUAAAGAGUUACAGAGAAUUCGAUGAGUACUACGUUGAAACAUCCUUAUAUAAGAAGAUACGGAACUGUUUUCGAGAAAAUGGAGUUGUGAUAAUAGAGGGAUCAACUGGUUGUGGCAAAACAGCUGCUGCUACGCAUUUGUUAUUGAAGUAUUAUGAGUUACCCGGCAUUGAUGUACUGAAAGUAACACAGUUUAGCGAUCUAUACCAAUGUAAGAGUAAUGAAGUAUCAUCUGUCAUUUUUCUAGUUGAUGAUUUAGAUAUCGAUAACCCAGACAUGCCAAACUGGGCAAAAGCGUUUGAGAUGCUCUACAUAAAGAUGAAAGAAUCAGAGAAUGUGCUUCACAGAGGAACUCAAAGAAUUCGAUUAAUUGUUACAGCAUUUCAUAUUCCAUCAAUAUUACGUAAUCUUCCUAUAUUCUCAGGGGAUUUUUUAAUCCUUGAAUCCGAAUUAAGUAAGAGGGAAAAACUUCAAAUUUUACGGAAACAAAUGAAAUACGCUAGUGGAUAUCUGGAUAUCAAGUAUGAAUCAAUUAAUAAAAAUGUUCAAAAGAGCGUUGAAUCUGCAAGUACAGUUGUUGGAUUUCCUCUGGCUGCCCAGUUUUACGCUAGAGAAGAAAAAUAUCGCAAGAAAGGAAAGGAAUUUUUUGAAAGUCCAAAGGUAUUUUUCAAAGAUUCAUUGAAAGAUUAUGUAGAAAACGAUAAAAGCAAAGGCAUACUCACAGCACUCAUCAUCGUUUAUUUGCGUGAAAUAUAUGAAGGGAACGGAUAUAUACCAGACGAUAUAGCUGUGGCAAAGCUAGUCUUGCCAGAAACAUGCAAAAAUGCCAUAGAUUCUCAUAUAGUCAAUAAACUGAAAUUGAAAUAUGAGAAUGUAUCUAAUUCUGCAACAAAGCUUCUUGGACUUUUCUUUUUGAAAACAGAGGAGGGCACCUAUAGGUUUUGUCACUCGCUUGUUUUGGAUUCAGUAAGUUCCUAUCUUUUUGACGAGUACUUUGAAACUGUUGUAGAACAUUUUCCUUUGGCUGCCAUUGCAUAUGAAACACACGAAUUUUCGGAUUACACAGAAACACAAUUCUCUUUUAUCAGUGACAGAUUGAUAAGGGAAUUGGAAGCUGGAAAUUUGGAAGACGUGUGUAAGUGUACCAUUCUGAAAAAUGAAUUUAUUUUAAAAAUCAUGAAUAGAAGAUUACAAGAAAAUGAAACAACUUUGAAAAAAAUAUUAACAGUAUUUGACUGUCAGCAUGAACAUUUGCGACUGACAUUUUGGGCAGGUCGAUAUGGACUGUUGAAAUUUUCAGCCAUGCUGUUAAAUUUUGUAGAUACACACAUCUUAAAUGAGCCGUUGUUGAAUCGAUAUUUUUCGUUACUAGGAGAAUUUUCUUUAAAGUCUCCAAGAGACCUGAAUAAUACAAUCCACAACAUCAAAACUUCAUCAGAAAUUAGAAAGAUAUUGUUUGCUGAAAGGCAGAGUUUUAUUCAUGAAAUAAUUUCAUCCAACAGACAAGAUGGCGAUGUCAAGGCAAUCCUCGAACAUCUUGUAAAGGACGGAAUAUCCAUGGAUACUCUUGACAGAAGCAAAAGAACGCCAUUGAUGAUUGCUGUAUAUUGUGACAAAGAAAGGGGCUCAACAAUUGAUCUGUUGUUGAAAAAAUCAGAUUUGUCAAAGGUAGACAGGAAAGGUUAUUCUGUGUUUCAUCAUUGUGUUGCAGCAGAGAAAAAUGAUCAAAAAUGUUCUCUUAUUCUUUCGAAACUUCUUGGUACUCACAACAUUCCUACAGAUGUUUUGAAUCUUGAAAGCAAUUCUGGCCUAACAGUUCUGCACAGAGCAGCCAUUGUAACAAAUCACAGCAGAAUAAUUUGCAUGCAGAUUUUGCUUGGUUUUGAUAAAGAACUCUGUAAAAGUGAGAUGUUAGAUACAACAGACAGAUCUCCAAUUUACAAUAUGAUUAAAUAUCUCAAUAAAAGGAGCGUAUUUGUUGAACUGGAGAGAUUGAUUCGAGCAUGUAUACUCUUACUACAUGAUUGUUCCCCUUAUGACAAGGCAGACGGCGAUGAAAAAAGUGCUUGGGAUGUUAUUAAAGAAAACAAAUCUGGGAUUCAUCAAAAAUUAUUUCAAUUAAUUAAAGUUAGUCCAGAUCAAGAAGAAAUUAUUGAAAUCAUUAGCUCUGUCCUCGACGACUUACCACAGAAUGCUGAAAGAAGUGAUGUCCCUUUCGAAACACUUGUACCUAAAGGACCGGAAAUCUUUUCUGCAGGUUUAAGAAUGCUCUUUAAUAAGGCAGCUCAGUGCUUGUGUACUAAAACGUUCAGUGACGUUCAAACAAUGUAACCUAAGUGUUUUAAACAUUUUAAUGUGUUUUCGAAAUCACAAUUGAUAGCAUUACAAAAUAAAGAAAUUCAAAUAUAUUUUUGUAUUUAUGCUUGCUUUUAAUUUGGAAACUGCUCUUAAAAAUAAGGGUGGGGUUUAGCUUGAUUCGGUCUUAUCAAAAGGAUAUAUCCAUGUGUGUCCCGCUGUGUGACAUGAAACCGCGACUUAGGUACUCAUGAAUCCUGGACUCGAGAAUAAUGCUCCAGCAAGUAAGCUAAGUAAGAGAGAGACUGAUUAUAAUAUUAUUAAAUGUAGCAUAAUUCGAUAUCUUUGACACUGGGCGGAUGUUGCCCCAUGCAUCUUUGACUAGAUUUGAAAUUUGCAUUCUGUUUACUGUACAUUUUUGUGCCAUACUUAACCUCAAUGCAUAAUAUCAUGAACUUUUAUUAUGAUUUUGCUACAUGUGUUUCUUUAUCUAACAUUUUAUGUUUUAUUCUGUUUGGUUUGAUCAAUUAUUAUAUGCCUUUGGUAUUUAUUAAUAA